AUGGGUAGAGAUCCGUUGAUUGGUAUUGUCGGGAAACCAUCCAGUGGGAAAUCCACAACUUUAACUGAUGCUGCUGUUAAAACAGGUGCAUUCCCUUUCACAACUAUUGAUCCAAAUAAAGCUACUGGUUAUUUGAAAGUUCAAUGUGCUUGUUCAAGAUUUGGAAAACAAUCGUUAUGUAAACCAAAUUAUGGUUGGUGUACCGAUGGUAAUAGACAUAUCCCAGUCUUAUUAUUAGAUGUUGCAGGUUUAGUUCCUGGUGCACACUUAGGUCGUGGGAUUGGUAAUAAGUUCUUGGAUGAUUUACGUCAAGCAGAUGCUUUAAUCCAUGUUGUUGAUGUCAGUGGAUCCACUGAUGCUGAAGGUAAAGCCACUUUAGGUUAUGAUCCAUUAGCUGAUGUUGAAUGGUUACAAGAUGAAAUUAGAUUAUGGAUCGAAGGUAAUUUGGAAAAAAGAUGGGGAAGUAUUGUUAGACGUCAUACAGCUACCAAAUCCUCUAUUGUGGAUACCCUAUUAACACAAUUUGCUGGUUAUAGUGCAAAUGGUAUAAUGAUUGCAAGAGCUAUGGAUCGUGUUCCAGAAGUUGGAAAAUUAGAAAAUUGGAAUAAAGAAGAUAUAACAAAAGUUGUUAAGGCAUUCAUGGAAGAAAAAUUCCCAACUGUGUUAUCAUUAAAUAAAAUCGAUCAUCCGGAUAGUGAUAAAAAUGUUUCUAAAAUCUUGUUAAAAUAUCCAAAUACUAAAGCUGUCUUGACAAGUGCCGUUACAGAAGUGUUCCUUAGAAGAUUAGCCAAACAAAAUUAUAUCAAAUAUGAAGAAGGUACAGAAUUUGUUGAUACUAAAGAAGAUUUACCAGAUGAUGAAACAUUAAAACCAAUGGAUGAAAAACUACUCAACAGAUUAGAAAACAUAAGAGACUUAAUACUAUAUAGAUUUGGUUCAACAGGUGUGGUACAAGUCUUACAAGCUGCAACAGAAGUAUUACAAUUAGUUCCAAUCUAUACUGUACGUAACAUUCAAAGUUUUACAGGUUCAAAUGGUACAAAUGUUUUCAGAGAUUGUACAUUAAUUAGAAAAGGGACACCAGUUUCAAAAGUUGCAAGACAAAUCAUGGGUGAUGUAACUAUUGCAGCCAUUGAAGGUAUUGGUGGUGUUAGAGUUAGUGAAGAUGAUACUAUUGAUGUUGGGAAAAAUGAUAUAUUAUCAUUCAAAGUUGUGCCUGGUGGUGGUAAUAAUUAG
Messenger RNA from Hansenula ciferrii, 1236 nucleotides. RefSeq lists its product as uncharacterized. The transcript is spliced from 2 exons. Gene Ontology annotation, cellular component: cytoplasm. The coding region runs from base 1 to 1236 and encodes 411 amino acids. The record is from RefSeq and is a predicted model, not a curated record. Gene Ontology annotation, molecular function: GTP binding; ATP hydrolysis activity. NCBI's taxonomy places the organism in Eukaryota, Fungi, Ascomycota, Saccharomycetes, Phaffomycetales, Wickerhamomycetaceae.